Paraphaeosphaeria sporulosa is the source of this 1569-nucleotide messenger RNA. RefSeq names its product inosine monophosphate dehydrogenase. Bases 298 to 1374 code for a protein of 358 amino acids. The record is from RefSeq and is a predicted model, not a curated record. Lineage: Eukaryota; Fungi; Ascomycota; Dothideomycetes; Pleosporales; Didymosphaeriaceae. Gene Ontology annotation, molecular function: nitronate monooxygenase activity. The transcript has 4 exons.
UCCACUCAACUUGCCAUCAAAAUAGCAUCUGAGUUGACUCAAUACUGGCGUUCCAAGCAGUAUCACCACAUGUUGGCUGAUGACAGGAUUACUCACUAGCAAAUGCUGGAUUCGGCUUUCUACCUCGGCUCGCGGCUAGCACUUCCUUCCCCACACCAACCCCAGAGUCCAACGGCCCUCGGACGACAUGCAUCCUUCACGGGCGUUCUUUGUAUAUCUGACACCGUCUGAAGCUCCUUCACUUCUCUCCGCGGACUGAUUGACAUCCACACCUUUUUUUCUGCUCAUUCACCCACCAUGCCUUUCAACACGGAGCUGACACGGGCACUUGGCAUCAAAGUGCCCGUAGUUCAGGGUGGAAUGCAAUGGGUGGGUUACGCUGAGCUCGCCAGUGCAGUCAGCAAUGCGGGCGGUCUUGGAAUAUUGACCGCGCUCACGCAACCCACGCCUGAAGACCUCCGAAAGGAAAUCCGUCGCUGCCGCACCAUGACGAAGAACCCCUUCGGCGUUAACCUGACCCUCCUCCCCGCGCUCGUUCCUCCGGAUUACGCUGCCUACGCGCAGGUCAUCAUCGACGAAGGCAUCAAGAUCGUGGAGACGGCAGGGAACAGCCCUGGCCCGGUCAUUAAGCAGCUGAAGGCCGCGAACUGCAUUAUCCUACACAAAUGCACAACAAUCCGACACGCGCAGUCUGCUGUGAAGAUGGGCGUGGACUUCCUCUCCAUCGACGGCUUCGAGUGCGCCGGACACGUGGGCGAGACGGACAUCACAAACUUCAUUCUCCUGAGUAGAGCGCGCCAGUCGCUCGGGGGCGUGCCGUUCAUUGCUUCUGGUGGCUUUGCAGAUGGUCAGGGACUGGCUGCUGCGCUAGCGCUGGGCGCGUGUGGUAUCAACAUGGGCACCCGCUUCAUGUGUACCGUGGAGGCGCCUAUUCAUCAGAAAAUCAAGCAAGCCAUUGUUGAUGCUCAGGAAACCGAUACGGAGCUCGUGCUCAGGAGGUGGAGGAACACAACGCGUCUGUUUGGAAACAACGUUGCGAAGCAGGCCGUCAAGGUUGAGAAGGAGAGCACGACCGGCAAAUUCGAAGAAGUGGCCGAGUAUGUUAGCGGGAAGCGUGGGCGCCAGGUUUUCUUGAAUGGCGAUAAAGACUUCGGUGUGUGGACUGCGGGCCAGGUCAUCGGCCUCAUCCACGAUGUCCCGACGUGCGAUGCACUAUUGAAGCGGAUCGAGCGCGAGGCAGUCGAGACUCUAGCUUCUAAGCAAGAUCUCUUUGUGCAAGACGGCGAUCAAUCUGUUGGUCCCUCAGCUACUGUUGGGAAGAACACGAAUAACCCUGGUGCUGAAGUGUGGGGCGUUGGCAAGAGUAAGCUAUAGAUAUGUAUAAGUAUAUUUGUUCAAAGCAUGGCGACAUUGUUAUAGAGUACCGAAGUCCUGAUCAGGGUGCCCGUCCCUAACCAAGUCUGCACGAUGGUGGCUGGUAGGUCUAUAGUUUGGCUUCACGCAGACCCAUCUUCUCGCUACCACAUUUCUGUGCCCUUCUGCGCCUUUUCAACCACCCCAUCCGCCCAC